This is a messenger RNA of Mauremys mutica (yellowpond turtle), 7162 nucleotides long. RefSeq names its product phosphoinositide-3-kinase regulatory subunit 2 (gene PIK3R2). NCBI's taxonomy places the organism in Eukaryota, Metazoa, Chordata, Testudines, Geoemydidae. Gene Ontology annotation, molecular function: 1-phosphatidylinositol-3-kinase regulator activity; protein binding. Gene Ontology annotation, cellular component: phosphatidylinositol 3-kinase complex. Gene Ontology annotation, biological process: insulin receptor signaling pathway; phosphatidylinositol phosphate biosynthetic process. The transcript is spliced from 16 exons. The coding region runs from base 520 to 2703 and encodes 727 amino acids. The record is from RefSeq and is a predicted model, not a curated record.
CGCCUGGCGGGGAGAGGCGGGGCGAGGGGAGACAGCCGAGCUCGCCGCUGCCUGGCUGAGGCGGGAGGGACGCGGGGCUGCGGCGGGGCGGAUGGGGCUGGCGCCGGCGGAGAGGCUCUGGGAAGAGAGAAGCAGCAGCACACGCCAUGCUUUGCUGGAAACACACCGUCCCCUCGCCCUGCGGACCCUGAGACACCUACCCCCUCCUAGGACUGCGGAGCCCUGAGCUGCCCCCUUUCUUUGCUGCAUGCCCAGUCACGAGUGCUGGAUUAUGUUCGUCGCAUUCUCCCUCUGCUCCAUAAUUUGGUUGAAUCGUGGCUUCAAGUUAAGGAAAAGGGGCUGCACUUCAGCGUGCGGGAGCUUGAGCGUGCACGGGGCCGUCCUCACCAGGCUUCGCUCGUCCUGGCUCGUGCAAAGAUGGUAAACGCACAAAGAAUGGUGCAGGGCGAGAGCCGCGCCUGAGCCUGCGCCCCACGUCUCGAGCAGUUGGCCCGGCUCCAGCUGCCCUGUGCAGCAGAGAUGGGCAGCACCGAGGGCUUUCAGUACCGUGCGCUCUACCAGUACUGCAAAGAGCGUGACGAGGACAUCGACCUGCUCCCUGGGGACAUCCUGGUGGUGAGCAAAGGGGCCCUGCAGGCCCUGGGCUUCAAGGAUGGAGACGAGCAGACGCCCAACCAGAUCGGGUGGAUCCCGGGCAUCAAUGAACGCACCAAGCAGAAAGGGGAUUUCCCUGGCACCUAUGUGGAGUACAUUGGGCCCGUGAAAAUCUCCCUCCCUUCCCACAGACCCAGGGUGCAGAGACCCCUGCCAGCAACUCCUGGGGCCAGCACCUCCCGCAUGCAGGAGGCGCUGGAGCAAGGAUGGCUCCUCCCGGACCUGGCGGAGCAGUUCGCCCCCCCUGAAGUCGCACCCCCGCUUCUGCUGAGGCUGGUGGAAGCCAUUGAGAAGAAAGGCUUAGACAGUGAGACGUUAUACAGGACGGCUGGCUCGGAGUUGAGACAAGCACUGAAGACCGAUUGGGUGCUGGGUGACGUGGAGCCGUUCGACGUGCAUUCCCUGGGCGAGGCACUGCGGGGCUUCCUGCAGGAUCUGCCUGCUCCCGUGGUCCCGGCGUCUGUGCAUGGCGAGAUCCUGCGCAUCCUGCAGGAGAUCCCGCAGCCAGAGAGCUGCAGGAAGCAGCUGCUGCUGGCGCUGGAGUCUCCUGCGGUCCCUCUCCAGAACCUGCUCACAUUGCAGUUCCUGCUCCGCCACCUGGGGAAGGUGUCCCAGCAGGCCGAGAGCAACGGCCUCCACCCUCGGGCCCUGGGCGAGAUCUUCGGCCCUCUGCUGCUCCGGCUGCCUGGCACCAGUGCAGAGCUGAGCCCCGAUUUCUCAGGGCUCUUCCUGGAGACACUUCUGCAGGGGAAGGACUCGGAGCCGGAACAAGUGCCGCCAGCUCUGCCUCCGAAGCCCUCGAAGCCGAAGCCCGGUGGAGCCAGCCUGGCCAAUGGGAGCAGCGCGCCCCUGCAGGAGGCGGAGUGGUACUGGGGUGACAUUUCCAGGGAGGAGGUGAACGAGAAGCUGCGUGACACGCCGGAUGGCACCUUCCUGGUCCGCGAUGCCUCCAGUAAGAUCCAGGGGGAGUACACGCUCACGCUGAGGAAAGGUGGCAACAACAAGCUGAUCAAGAUCUUCCACCGGGAGGGGACGUACGGCUUCUCGGAGCCCCUGACCUUCGGCUCCGUGGUGGAGCUCAUUAGCCAUUACCGGCACGAGUCGCUGGCCCAGUACAACGCCAAGCUGGACAGCAAGCUGCUCUACCCCAUCUCCAAGGACCAGCAGGACCAGCUGGUGAAGGAGGACAGCGUGGAGGCCGUGGGGGAGCAGCUGAAGGUCUAUCACCAGCAAUACCAGGACAAGAGCCGGGAGUACGACUUGCUGUACGAGGAGUAUACGCGCUCCUCGCAGGAGCUGCAGAUGAAAAGGACGGCGAUCGAGGCCUUCAACGAAACCAUCAAGAUCUUUGAGGAGCAGUGCCAGACGCAGGAGAAGUGCAGCAAGGAGUACAUCGAGCGCUUCCGGCGGGAGGGCAACGAGAAGGAGGUGCAGCGGAUCCUGAUGAACGCCGAGAAGCUGAAGUCGCGCGUCACUGAGAUCCACGACAGCAAGAUGAAGCUGGAGCAGGACCUGAAGAAACAGGCCUCGGAGAACCGGGAGAUCGACAAGCGCAUGAACAGCCUCAAGCCGGACCUCAUGCAGCUGCGCAAGCUCCGGGACCAGUACCUGGUGUGGCUGACGCAGAAAGGGGCCCGGCAGAAGAAAAUCAACGAAUGGCUGGGCAUCAAGAACGAGACGGAGGACCAGUACUCCAUGAUGGAUGACGAGGAGGAGCUGCCGCACCAUGAGGAGCGCACCUGGUACGUGGGGAAAAUCAACCGUGUGCAGGCGGAGGAGAUGCUGUGUGGCAAGCGCGACGGCACCUUCCUGAUCCGGGAGAGCAGUCAGAAGGGCUGCUACGCCUGCUCUGUGGUGGUGGACGGAGACACCAAGCACUGUGUGAUCUACAAGACGGUGACCGGUUACGGCUUUGCCGAGCCCUACAACCUGUACGCGUCCCUGAAGGACCUGGUUCUGCAUUACAAACACAUGUCCCUGGUGCAGCACAACGACUCCCUGAAUGUCACGCUGGCUUACCCGGUUCUCUCCCAGCCACCUGCCAGAUGAGCCUCUGACGCAGAGCACAAUGGCUGCCUCCGCCUCCUCCCCAGCCUCUGGCCUCUGUCCCUUGUCUAGACGAGUCUCCUGCCCUCCAGAGCCUGGGGGAUGUCGUGACCGGUUCCUGGUGUCCCGCUUGCUCAGCAGUAGAAACCCAGCUGGACGCUGGUCGAUGGGGAGGCAACACCAUCAGCUUGGGAUGGAAAAGCCGCGCGUGACUUCAGCCUUUCUGAGGAGGAGUCCAGGCGCAGGCUAAUUGCUAGGGGGGGCUUCGUCUCUCCCGUUGCAGCUCCCCAGGGGUGGUUUUGCGCCCCCCUCCCCCCCCGUUGUGUGUCACUGUACAGCUCGGUUCCUAGUUCCCGUGUGUGCCGUGGGGUCGCCGGCCCAGCGGCCACAACUGAGGUGCCACGUCUGCCCCGGCGCUCCGGUGGGAGCAGCCCUGCUGGGGCGGGGCGGGCAGCGCUCUCUCCUGAACUACACGUGGUCGUUGCUAAAACCGUUCUCUCCUUUCCCUUCCCUUCAGGAAUCCUGCGGCCUGGAGUGAGUGCCGGCCUGUGGUCCGAGGGUGCCAGCCUCACCCAGAGAGAGAGCUAGAAAAGGGGGUUGGUGAGGGCACGGCACGCUGGCUCCUUGGCCAAGAUGCCAGGUGUUCGCGGCACUUUCCACAGUCCAUGUAACUCCUGUGUGUGGCUUGCAGGGGAGGCUCCAUUCGAUUAGUUAAUUACUAACCCACCUGUCUCGCCUUGGUUGUGCCAGCUAAGCUGUGAAAUCCGUGUUGGUACCAGUGCUUCCCUGGGCUGCGUCUGGGGGAUGCACAGCUGUGCUUGUCCAUUGCUUCUGGGGAGUCUCCUCAGUCACUGGUCAGAGCUAACUGUAGCCAUGUAAAUACGGUUAUUUUAUAAUCAGCUGCUUGCUAGUGCCCGUUCGUUCGUAUGCAGAACCCUUGUUAUGAUAUGCAAGCCCCAGGCAGCGACAGACCAAGCGCAUCCCUCGGCCUGGGAGAACGUGAAGCCAGAGGUGCUGGAAUGUCAGACACACUGCGAGCCCUAUGCAAACGGGGGCCCUCUCUGCAAGGGAAGGGUGGGGACUAGCCAUGCCCCUCCGGCCCCAGGGCCUCGGCACGGAGCAAUGUAGAUGUGUGAGAUAGAACUAUGUAUGCGAAGCACUUCUACUCCUGAGUACUGUACGGAGCCGGCACAGAGCUGAGCCCUGGGAUUUCUGUAAUAUUUCCAGUCGUGUCUGUUUUAGUACGAGGGAGCAGGAGAAUUGCUGUGUGUUUCCUGAUGAUGCCUGAGCAGGGCAUGCGUCUGACCGUGUGGGGCCAGUGUUACCUACCGGGUGAGACGGGGGGGUUCUCUUCGACAGAGCAAAAUGGUUUGGGAAGCGUUCGGGGGCGGGGAUGUGGUACCUCUCCCUCCGUGUCAGGCAUCAGUCGGCACCAGCACCUGGCAGUGCCUGCCCCUCUGCCCCAGCAUGACUGGCAGCGCCAGGAGGGUUGAGGGGGGAUGCUCAGGAUCCCAUGGCUCUCUCCCCUCGGCACUGUGCCUGCCCAGCUCUGGGGAGGUGCCACUCGCCCCUUGAUCCGUCCCAAAGGCCCCGUCCCAGCUGGAGGCGGACGCUUGGUCUGUGUCGUAGCAGCAGGGUGGGAGAUCUCAGCUGACAGUGUAGGGAGCACGUGUGUGAUCUGCUGGGGGGGGUGCGGCUGAUAGUGUGUGGGCGAUGCUGGGGCGUGGCACAGGCUUGGAGGCUCUUGGUUGUCACGACCACGGUACUCCUCACACCCUUCCCACGCCUGCACCAUCGGCCCUGCUGCUCUGGCCUGGUUUCCUCUCUCGGUAAACGCUGGGGCUGUCUCCAGCGUGGGUGGAGCCAAGUGCGGCCUGCCUCGGGCGCCCGUGGCACGGGGACUUGCAGGGGCUGACGUGUGUGGUGUGAGCCUGGGGCUCUGUUCUCACCUGGGUGCACGUGCUCUGUGGCAUUGGUGCCUGCGCUGGCUGGAAUGGAUUCGGGGCUCAGCGAGCGAGUGCUGGCGUCUCCUCGCCGGGUGGAGCUCAGCUGGCUGAGCGCCCUGGACUCUGCGCCGGUGGGGUGAAGUGGCUGGAGGACUCACGGCUGGGCCAAAGCAAGCCGGGGUGGUGGGGGGGGGGCAAGAAGGCUGAGGCUCCUUCUUCCCCCCCGCCCCCGGCACAGGGGGACACUGAGGUUUGGAUCUGGGCAAUGAAGGGGCAGAGCCAGUGAGUUUAGCCCAACGUGGCGGCUGUCAGUUGGUGGAAGGCGCAGGGUGAUGGUGACUCGAUUGGUCAGGAAGUUCACCCCCAGCUUUCGGCUGGCUAGAGUCCAUGUCCCUGCACCAGGAGACCCCUGAGAAGCUGGGGCAACCCUACCUGCUCCCCCCAAAGCUGACUUACUCUUUGAGAAAUUAAGCCAUAAAAAUUGACCCCGGUAUUGUACGUAUUAGUAUUAAUACUUAGCCACUUACUUCCUCGCUCCAUGUGCCCUGCCUUCCCCACACCGCAAUGUGGUCACUUGGCUCACAACGGUCUGAAGCCUGAGCCACCAGAGGGCGGGAUUGUUGGGGUAGGGGACAGUACCUGGGCUGUGAGGAGAGGCGCACAGGCUGGCAGGUGUUACAUACACUACAUCCAUUUCACAGCUGGGGAUGCUGUGUUCCGGCUCCUUGCUCCUCAGCCAUGCUGUGCAGGUCUCCUCCCGUGUUUGGAAGCACCUUGUUAACUCCACCAGCGUCGGGUGUUGGGAUCCUGCUGAGAUUCGGAAAACCUCUCCCCUCUGCUUCUAGCCUCACCCUUGUCUCGCUGGUGGGCUCACCUGCCUCUCCCUGCAUGGACGAUUCUAGCUCCUUGGGAGAGUCUCACCCUCUGCCCACUUUGCCUGGUCUCUCGCUGCCUGACCCAAGCCUGCUUCUCCUCAGGGGAAUUUGAAAUUCCCGCUUUGCUCCCUGGGAGCUGAGCUGGCUCCAUGUGAAUGCUCUGAGCGGUGGUUACACAUGGCUUUACUUCUGUGCAUCUGAUAGCACUGCCCUUUCUGAGUUGCUAGAACACUACUGAGGAUGGAAACGUGGUCUGUGGCUGCACCCUGUACCUGUUGCAGAGGGAAGGCUCUGCUCUUCUCCAAUCCAGUAUGCAAUGAAUAGGAAACCCCCCCCGCUCCCCCCGGUUACUUUCUCUGAUGGUGCCUGACUUGGCGCUUAGAAACUUGGCUUUUUCUCCUCCUCCAGUGGAAGAACAAGCCCCUUGAAUCUUUUUUUUUUUUUUUUUUUGACACGGCUCCUUUGGAAUAAGCCAGUUGUGAUUUGGUCUUUGCUUUAGCUGUUGCUGUUUACGUCUUCUGGGUUAAUCCGUGAGAACAUUAUCUUUGGAUCCCCUUGGUUGUGCUCUGCUGCCUGUGAUCUCAUCUGCAACGUCGGUCAAGGUGUGAACCAGAACCUCUUGUGAUACUAGGCCCAUCUUCUGCGUGUCCUCGGCCCACCUGGCAAAUGUAAAGCUGCAAGCCAGGGAGUCAGCGAGUUCUGCUUUGCGCCCCUGCAGGCUGCCCAACAUGAAAUAGCACCCAGCCAGCCUUCCCCUUUGGUCGUGGCUGCCGUGGGGGGGGUGGAAGAAAUUGACCAUAUCUCCUUGAAAUGGGGCUUUGAUUCGAGACCAAGUGCCCAGUUCCUGGCCAGGCCCUGUGCUAGUUCCCUUGUUUUCUCCACUCCUCCAUCCGUUGGGCCUCCACUAUGGGCCUGGUGACUGCGCUGCCAGCGUUCUGGUUAGGAAGGAAAGUGUGAAUCUUCCCCCACCAUCAGGGCAGAGGAGAUUUGGGUGUGGGGAGCGGGCAGUGUCACAAGGGAAGGGGGGAAGCUGCUCUGGGGGGGCCUGAGCCACUCCUGCUGCUUCCUGGCUCCAUCCAUUAUACUUUGUGCAGCACUUGGAAGCUCAGGGGCAGGAGCACACAUGCCAAAUGCCCAGAGUCACAGCCUGGUUGGGAGGGACAGCAAAGGAAGCCCUGGUCUAGAACCCCCCUCUUGGCCCCAGGACCAUGUGGCUUUGUGCAGGAUGCUGAAAUUCUGCUUGUUCUGCGGGAAGCUCUGGGCUGCAUUAGUCAGAGGCGGAUUGUUUUAAGCCUGCAGCCUAAUUUCAUUGGAGGAAAGAGCGUGUUUGGGUUGUGAGCAGACCAAAGCCUGAUUCCUUGCACGGGUCCCUGCCUGCUUGGGGGGGGAGGGGGCUGGCUGACACGCCGGGAUUUGCACGCAGUCCGAGAGGAACUUGGCUGGUGAACACUCCUGAGGUUUUAGCUCUUACGAGAUAUGCAAUAAUAAAUACUCUAAUCGCCAUUUCUUCUGUCUGUUAGCAGAAGUCGUUCUCUGUGCUCUUUCUGUGUACGUUUACUAACGUAAGCCCAGGAUUUGUUACUGUCAGAUCAUUUUUGUACGGUACUUUAAACAAAGGGAGAAAUAAACUGAAAGAACUAA